Molecule: messenger RNA, 7086 nt
Organism: Cinclus cinclus
Lineage: Eukaryota; Metazoa; Chordata; Aves; Passeriformes; Cinclidae
Gene: SLMAP
Product: sarcolemma associated protein
Exons: 24
Coding region: 1215-3755 (846 amino acids)
Biological process (GO): single fertilization; regulation of membrane depolarization during cardiac muscle cell action potential; regulation of voltage-gated sodium channel activity
Cellular component (GO): acrosomal membrane
Molecular function (GO): protein binding
Source: RefSeq, a predicted model, not a curated record
CGGCCCCGCCGCCGCGGCCACACCGGGAAGGGCUCCAGGCGCUAUGGCGGCGGCUGCGCGCAAGGUUGGAGGAAACUUCCCGCAGCUGGUGGCCGCCUGAGCGGUAGAGCGACCGAGCGGGAGCGCUCGGGCCCGGCCGCCAGGCCUCUCCCGCCGCCGGGGCAGCGGAGCCGCGCUAGGCGGGCGGAGAGCGCGGGGGUGCGCAGCGGGCCCGCCUCAUGCGCAGCCACCUGCGGAGGGGCUGAGCGGAGCCGCCGCCGCCGCGCCCCGCGCCGGGGGAUCCUGGCGGGCACUUCCCGGGGCAGCCCCCGCUGGCCGCCCCUGCAGAGCCGCCGUCGAGGGACGCACACUGAGCCCGCUGCCGGCCAGAGCCGUCGCCGGGGAGCGACCUGUCAGGGCACCUCGCAGGCCGGCCCCAGGAGCCCUUCCCACGCGUUAGUUUGUCCCCGAGAGAAGGCGAGUUGGGAGCCUCUCCAUGCCUUAUCAAGUUCCUUAUCUGAGCGGCUCCCAGAAGCUGUAGAUCAGUUCAGCUUUAUCUAGUGUAGGGGAAAAAAACAGCGUAGCUCUCGCGCUCCGUUGUAAAUCGAGGACUACCUAUUCUGCUGGGGUUUAACACACGAAGAUGGUGAAAUGCGGAUUGCUGGGUGAACCAAUAGGUCCCUGUUGUGGAGCCAGGGCUUUGUAUUCACCUUCCAGUUCUUGAUCUGUGCCGUGUGUGAGAGGACGCUGAUCUUCCUUCUUCAUCCCCCUUCCCUAAACCUUUCCUUGCUUCCAUGUUGCAUUGGUCAGACUUUUGGUCAGUGUUGUUUACGGAAGGGGGGGGGAGAAGGCAGUUGAGGUUACAAACAAAAGUACUUGUAUGACUCAUCUACUUGGAUUUAAAACGUAUCCUUCUUUCACGGGGCCUUUGCUUCUCUCUGAAGGAAUCAGAUGCUUAUUGCUAUUCUUCCAGAGGAGGAUGAAUUGAAAGUUGUACGUUUUAGACUUAUUUUGGGCCACUGCUGAUAUUAUUAAAAGACAUAAUGGGAUUUUUUCACUGGAUUAUUGCCAGAAUUAGUUUACACACUGAAACAAUGAGCUGUUAGGCCUCCCGUACGAUAAUAUUUGCCCUGCUUUAAAUUGCUGUGGAGGUAUUUUAAAAAUUGUGGAGGACAGUCUACAUCGGAAGAGGCUCUCUUCGUCUCUGGUUGUGUGGCAACCACAAUCUGUCCUCGAUGCCUUCAGCCUUGGCCAUCUUCACUUGCCGCCCGAACUCCCACCCGUUUCAGGAGCGUCAUGUCUACCUGGACGAGCCUGUCAAGAUCGGCCGCUCCGUGGCUCGCUGCCGGCCAGCCCAGAACAACGCCACGUUUGACUGCAAGGUGCUGUCCAGGAACCAUGCUCUUGUCUGGUUUGAUCACAAGACAGGCAAGUUCUAUCUUCAAGACACUAAAAGUAGUAAUGGUACCUUCAUUAAUAGUCAGAGACUGAGUAGAGGAUCUGAGGAAAGCCCACCAUGUGAAAUUAUGUCAGGUGACAUCAUCCAGUUUGGUGUAGAUGUGACGGAGAACACGCGGAAAGGUAAGGUUACCCAUGGAUGUAUAGUCUCCACAAUCAAACUGUUCCUUCCAGAUGGAAUGGAAGCUCGAUUGCGAUCAGAUGUUAUCCAUGCUCCAUUACCAAGUCCUGUUGACAAGGUUGCUGCUAACACUCCCAGUAUGUAUUCUCAGGAAUUGUUUCAGCUUUCACAGUAUCUACAAGAAGCCUUACAUCGGGAACAAAUGUUGGAACAGAAGCUGGCAACCCUUCAGCGACUACUUGCUGUCACACAAGAGGCUUCAGAUACUAGUUGGCAGGCUUUAAUAGAUGAAGACAGGCUGCUAUCAAGACUAGAGGUUAUGGGAAAUCAAUUGCAGGCUUGUUCAAAGAAUCAAACAGAAGACAGUAUACGAAAAGAGCUUAUAGCAUUACAGGAAGACAAACACAACUAUGAGACAACAGCCAAAGAGUCCCUGAGGCGGGUCCUUCAGGAGAAAAUUGAAGUGGUCAGAAAAUUGUCUGAAGUGGAGCGGAGUUUAAGUAAUACAGAAGAUGAAUGUACACAUCUGAAAGAAAUGAAUGAGCGGACUCAGGAAGAAUUAAGGGAAUUAGCUAAUAAGUACAAUGGAGCUGUAAAUGAAAUUAAAGAUCUUUCUGACAAGCUAAAGGUAGCAGAAGGAAGACAAGAAGAAAUCCAACAAAAAGGACUGGCUGAAAAAAAGGAAUUGCAGCAUAAAAUAGAUGAAAUGGAAGAAAGAGAGCAAGAGCUUCAGGCAAAAAUAGAAGCUUUGCAGGCUGAUAAUGACUUCACCAAUGAGCGGCUGACUGCUUUGCAAGUACGGUUAGAACACCUUCAGGAGAAAACUCUUAAAGAACACAACAGCUUAGGCAUACAAGUUGAUGACUUCAUACCUAAAAUUAAUGGGAGCACAGAGAAAGAGCACUUUCUUUCAAAGAGUGGAGGGGACUGCACUUUUAUUCAUCAGUUCAUAGAAUGUCAGAACAAGAUCAUAGAUGAAGGACAUCUAACCAAAGUGGAAGAAACAAAGCUUUUGAAAGAGAACCAAGCACGAAUCAAAGAAUCGAAUGAUUUGUCUGACACCCUUAGCCCAAGCAAGGAAAAAAGCAGUGACGACACUACAGAUGCUCAAAUGGAUGACCAAGAUCUAAAUGAACCUAUUGUCAAAGUAGCUCUUCUAAAAGAUGAAUUGCAGGGUGCACAAUCAGAGACUGGGGCUAAGCAAGAAAUUCAGCAACUGCACAAGGAGCUGAUUGAAGCCCAAGAGCUAGCUAGGACAAAUAAACAAAAAUGCUUUGAACUUCAAGCUCUUUUGGAAGAAGAGAGAAAAGCAUAUCGAGUGCAAGUUGAAGAAUCCAACAAGCAAAUAAAUGCUCUGCAAGCUCAGUUGCGAAGGUUACAAGAAGAAAUUGAGACUCUUCGCAAGGAAAAGGAGAAUGAAAUUUCAAGCACUCGAAAUGAACUAGUCAGUGCUCAAAAUGAGAUUCUGUCACUUCAAAAAGUAGCAGAAAAAGCAGCAUCAGAACGGGACACAGAUAUUUCUGCAUUGCAAACUGAGCUGCAGACGGUGCGAGCGGAGCUUGAGCGGUGGAGGAAAGAUGCCUCAGAUUAUGAAAAAGAAGUUGUUAAUCUGCAAGCCAGUUUUCAGCUCAAAUGCCAGCAGUGUGAGCAGCAGCAGCAGGAGGAGGCCUCUCGCCUAAAAGCUGAACUUGAAAAGUUGAAGGCAGAGUGGAUUGCUCUGGAAGCUGAAUGUGUUAAACUGAGGAAGGAAAAUAUUUCACUUACAUCUGAACUUCAGCGACAAGAGAAGGAGCUUUCUAGCUCUCAGAAACAGAGUUUAGCAUUAACCAGCGAUUUAAGUGUUCUUGAAAUGUCUCGAAAAGAGCUUGAAAAUCAGAUGGGAUCUUUGAGAGAAAAACAUCAGCGGGAUGCAGCCAGUCUAAAAACACAACUCAGUGAAGCUGAGAGUCAAGCAAAAGAUUUUCAGAAAGAGUAUGAAAGAACACAGACUGUGCUCUGCGAGCUGAAGGCCAAGUAUGAGGUGGCUGAACAGCAAAACCAGUCACUCACUGAAGAGCUCAAACAAUGUAAAGAAAACCUGAAGCUGCUGCAAGAAAAAGGAAACAAUAGACAAUGGCCUUGGAUGCCUGUGAUGGCAGCUUUGGUUGCUGUAACAGCCGUGGUGCUGUACCCAGGCCUAACCAGAGCUUCUCCAUGAGAACUGUUGUUGAAUCCAUACACCGUCCUCCCUUUAGAAGCUGGCAACAUUCAUAUACUGAGGGAAAACAGAUUAAUUAUCUUCCUUUUUACCUCUUAAUACAGCACAGCUCUGCGUGAGAACAGCAGUAGGGUCAUUUGCUUUAAAUUGUAUAAAAUGUAUCUGUCUAUAAAGAGGGAAUAAAAUUGUGAUUCAUCAUAUUGUGAGCAAUAUUUUUGCUUACAACUUCAUGCAAGUUUUAAAUUAGUGUGUUGGGAUUCUGAAUACUAUAAUGGUGGCCGAAAGCAGGCUUCUUGGUACCAAAUUAUUUAUAAUGGCUAGGGUUGUGGACACUGACUUUGGAAUCUGAUUGCUAGACUUAAGAGGAAAAUACUGAUUUGGACAUCCAAGCCAAGUAACCUUGCAGAUACUUGGGAAACAGAUGCAGUGUGCUCAGUGCCUUUCAGUAUGAUCUAUUUUUUUUUUUUUUUUAAACUAGUGUAUCGUUUUACUUGCUGUUAGUCACUGAGCUGUUGGGAACAAGGCUUAAGAAAACUUCUCUUACCACGCCUUUCGAAGGAAGCAUAUUUUUCUUUCAUAAGGAUUGCUUUAUUAAUGGGUUUUGGGAAUAAAUACAAUUUAUGUCCAGCCUUAAAGAGAUAGAGAUACUGAUGGUGAAGACCAGCCUGAAGUAUUUAGUGUGCGCGUGUGCGAGUGCAAGCAUGUGUGUGUUCUUGAGUGAACUAAGGUGUUUCUGGGAGCAAGUACUUGGUCAUUUGAUGGACAUAGUGCAUUGAUUCAACCUACGUUAACUUUAGUUUGAAUGUAAUUUAUUAAAUUUCAUAUAUUUAAAGAGGUAUGUUCUUUAAAAGUAUGAAUACCUUCUCACAUAUCACAUGUAUCAGUUUAUUUUUUCAGUCAUUUGAUCCUUUCUGACUUGAGCUGGAGAAGCUCUUUAGAAUAAGCUUUUGUGGACGUAACUUUAUUAAGAGAACUGUUACAGUACGUCUGUGAUCAGCUGAGAAAAAUCUAGAUACAUAAAAUACUGCGAGAUUGGAAUCAUACCUGAUGAAGUAUUGUCAGGUGAAGAUUUUAAUUUGGUAGGAAAAUUUUGUGGCUCAUUAUCACAUGGCUGUAAGUAUGAUGCAGUGGUCCCCAUUAAAAAGUUUAUUUUCCUUAUCUAAGUACUAUAACUAUUGCUAUUUGCUGACUUUUGGUGGGAAUCACUGUAGUUAGUGCUGAAUUAAAUGUAGACAGUAGUUGUCUUGUUCAGCUCAACACUUCUGUCAAAAACGUUUAUUAAAGACUUAAAUAAUAUGUUAAAGAAUGGUAAAGUGAAAUGGCUCUGCUACAGGAAACUUCAAAAGAGGGAGGUAAUCUCAGCAAUUCAAUUGGCUUUAAAGAAUAUUAUGGCAAUCAACAGAUAGUUUAAAUAUUUAAAUAGAAAUUUAGUAUAUAAUUUACUUUGUGAGGUUUUAAGGGUCAUUGUCCUUUAAUUAAAGGUUCUAUCUUACAUUACAUGGGAUUUGCUAAUGGGAGGAUUAUUAGUUGGAGAAAAUAGUCCACAAGCGACUUGUAGAAAAUAACAAUUGUCAUUUAGUUCAUUCAUUUCAUCCUUUUCAUCCUUUUCAGUUGCAGGAAGCCACCCAACCACAGAACACUCGUAUGCCAGUGGUACUUAGUACCUCUUGUAUAUAGGUUAUUGCAAAUAUUGUUCUGAAAUGCUUAACUUCAGAAUUACAUUUUUUUAAGUAAUUAAUUGUUUUAAAUCUAUUUUGUAAAGAUAUAAAAAUACAAUAGAAUUUCUGGAGUACAGAUUAAACUAUUUGCACUAACACACGUGAUGUGCAUGAUUUAAUAAAAUAACUUUACUCUCCCUAUGCAUGUUUGAGUUGAAUGUCAUUUGAAAACAAGAGAUUCAUGCUAAGUUUCUUUUGCACUAGAUAUUGCCACAGUUACUAGGCACGAUGUCUGCAGCAUGUCCAGUAAGAGCAAAAGACUUCUUUUUACCUUUUAUUUCACGUUUGUGCUAGUUUUAAGUUUUUGGUCUAGCUGAUCCCUCAGUCUCUGGUUUUCAGAAGGAAGUGAGGUAGGAGGGAGUCAUGGAAGGCUUGGGAGUGUAUUGCCAUGGAGGAGGAGAAGGUGUUGGAGCUGCAGGGUGGGUGUGUCCAUGGCAGGGGUGGUGAGGAGGAGCUGUGGCUGCAGACCCCGGGCGGUACAGCAAAGCCCUGCUGGGGGAAGAGAUCCUCGUGCUGCCUCCCCACCUCUUCAGCAUCUCCAACUCCCUGUUUGUCCCUCUUUCAGCUGCUGUUUCCUUUGCAGUGGAUUCCCUUCCCUCCUCCCUGCUGGUAGCCCGUGGAGGUGGUGUGAGGAGAUGGAGCCUGGUGGAGCCAGGGGUCCUGCUGGCAGCAGGGAAGGGGGCAGGUUCCCUGGGGGCAGCUGGGGGAGCCUGCACCACACCAGUUCUGCCUGGGGCUUAAUUUUGCCAUUGUAAUAAGAAAAAAUUCUGUUUUCAGAAAUCUUUAGAGCAUCAGAGAGCUGCAGUUUGAGGCCCAACAUGGUUGUAUUAAAAGAGAAAUAUUGCAUUAUGUGCAUGGAUGCAUAUUUAUAUACACAGGUGCAUAGUACACAUUGCAUGGGGGUUUGUGCUUCCAAGUAUGUACUUGUACACUACAGGUAUGUGGUUCCUUAAUACAGUGCCUUUUCCAGGAAUUCUUGACAUAUGCAUGUUCAAAAUGAUGAGGAAUGAGCUAAAAUGCACAGUUCACUCUUCUGUUGUGAGAAUCCCUGGAGAAGGGUUGGGUAACUGGGAAGCUGCUGUUCUUCAGUACUUUGAUACUAAAACACCACGUGGAGUUAUUUUGCAAGGACUCCUUGCACAAGCCUUUCUGGGGUUUUAUUGCUUUUUUUUUUUUUUAAUGGUAAAUGUGUGUGCUCUUUUACAUGCAUGUUUAGGUUCUUUCUUUUGUGAGGCUUGAUUAGUUAAGCCUUGGAGUUGCUAUACCAAGCAGCUUUUCACACGUGUGAGAUGCUCCACUUGUAAAAAAAGUGCUCUGAGCUUGCACUGACAUUUGAGGUUUUAAAAAGGUUCCUCAUAGUAGCAAAGUUAGUCAGAGAGUUGUUUUAUCAGUUGCUAGUUCAAUUUGGAAGAUUUAGUAUAAAUCUUAGAAUAAUUGAACACUUCUUCAGAUUUGUUCUGGUGUCUUGAGUGAGGCACCUUUUUUUAAAUUCUAAAAGAAUUUACCUACAUGGGGACUAAAAUAGCAGGCCUUUUAUUUAAAAAUAUAAAUAUGUGAAAAAUACAGUGUGAUUUUCCUGUUCCUUGUAGCUGAAUUAAAUGUGUUCUUCCAGA